Molecule: messenger RNA, 870 nt
Organism: Ceratitis capitata (Mediterranean fruit fly)
Lineage: Eukaryota; Metazoa; Arthropoda; Insecta; Diptera; Tephritidae
Exons: 2
Coding region: 356-832 (158 amino acids)
Molecular function (GO): zinc ion binding
Source: RefSeq, a predicted model, not a curated record
AGCAACAACAUUAGUAGAGCGAUGGUGAUGGCAGCAACGACACCAACAGCAGCAGCAAUGGCGGCGAUUAGUAAUUCGAUUGCCAUCAGUUGAUCGUGCUGCUCGUAAGGCGUUUGAAGCGAAAUUCGAAAUGUUUGCUUUAUUCUAAUACUCGGCAAAGUCGUGUUGUGGAUAUUUUUCUUUUUAAACCAUAAAAAAAAGUGUAGAAAUAAUAACACAAAGUGAGAACACGAAGUUCUAAAAAAAUAGAAAAAAAUAAAAAUAAUAAAAUCAUUGCCAAAAAAUAGUAUUUGCGACACCCACACGCGGUCACACUCGUAAACACUCGCGACGCAGCGCAGCGCAGCUGUCCAAAAUGACGUCGACACAACAAACUGUCAUUGUGACAAUUGACACAAAUGAGGGAGCAGUGGAAGAUGUACUGCCGGUGUUACCUGCCAAUAUUGGUCACUUAUUGGAGGAGCCUGUGGAUAUCCAAUGUCCCGCUUGUGGCAAGAAAUGUUCAACCACCGUGGAGCGACAGGCGGUGACAUGUAUGCAGAAAGUUAUUGCAGUAAUAAAUUUUUGUCUUUGUUGCAAUCCCAUAAGCUGGAGUGGUCGCCAUGACGUCAAUCACUACUGCAGCGAAUGUGGCUGCUACAUUGGCCGUUACAUAACACUGAGCUGGUACAAAAGGCAGCUGUUCAAAAUGCAACGAUCGGAUGUUGUUUUCGAGAACAGAUGGCAGCGUUUUCCCAAAGUCGAAAAGGAAGCGCUCGAUAAUAAAAUAUUGGCGAAGCAACAAGUGAGGGAGAAAGAUAAAUUAACAACAACGAAUGCGGAAAGCACUUAAGGGUAAUAUUUUAUUAAAAACUAUAAAAUAAAUAUAUU